Molecule: messenger RNA, 920 nt
Organism: Ricinus communis (castor bean)
Lineage: Eukaryota; Viridiplantae; Streptophyta; Magnoliopsida; Malpighiales; Euphorbiaceae
Product: non-specific lipid-transfer protein A-like
Exons: 2
Coding region: 82-435 (117 amino acids)
Biological process (GO): lipid transport
Cellular component (GO): membrane
Molecular function (GO): lipid binding
Source: RefSeq, a predicted model, not a curated record
CUCCAAACUCCAUAACAGUACUCUUCAUCUUAAUAAAACCUCCAGACACAACCUUUUAAGCUACACCAUUAAUUACUAAACAUGAAGGGAAGAGUAGUCAUGUCCGUGCUGGUAACAUUUGCUCUACUUCAAUUCAUGGGGAUGCCAGGAGAAGCUAUAGAUUGCGGGCAGGUGAACUCUUCCUUGGCCGCUUGCAUCCCAUACCUGACUGGUGCAGACGCUGCUCCUUCUGCUUCAUGCUGUGCUGGGGUCAAGAAUUUAAAGGCACUUGCUCCAACUACCGCCGACCGCCGAGCCGCCUGCGCCUGCAUUAAGGCAGCCGCCGCCCGCUAUCCUACUAUUAAGGAAGAUGCUGCCUCCUCCCUCCCUAAGAAUUGUGGUGUUGAAAUGAACAUCCCCAUCUCUAAAACCACUAACUGUCAGGCCAUCAACUGAGGUCGAGCAACUAAGCGAGCAGGGAAAGGAAGUUUAAUAAAGCUAAAAGAAGAGAAGAAAGAAACGAGUGGUGUUGCUAUUUCUUAUAUUUUGCUUAUGUAACUCAUGUUUAAAUAAGAGUCUGUCGCUGCUGAUAGCCAUUUUCUAUAAAACAAAUUUAAGGGUAAUAUAGUAAACAGAUGGAAUUAUGAGAGCUUCUCCAAAAAAAGUCUCCUUCUUCCUUGAGGCAAAAUGUUAUAGUAUAGAAACUAAUCACACCAUGCAUCCAUCUAAGUCCUGGUAAUAUUUCUAUAAUGGUACACCUAUAAAUCUAUUUCUUGAUUUCAGACAUGAUGUAAAGAAAAAGUGCCACGAGGGGACUAAACUACAAGCAGAGUUCAUAAUAUAUAUGUAUGAAAAACAAAAGGUUGAAAAACCGAUAUGUAGCAUGUGCAAGACACAUUUUAUUAAUUAGGAUCAGUUAAAGUAUUACUUCUUUCCGUUCA